Molecule: messenger RNA, 1010 nt
Organism: Rhodotorula graminis WP1
Lineage: Eukaryota; Fungi; Basidiomycota; Microbotryomycetes; Sporidiobolales; Sporidiobolaceae
Exons: 11
Coding region: 11-922 (303 amino acids)
Molecular function (GO): oxidoreductase activity
Source: RefSeq, a predicted model, not a curated record
GCCACAAACUAUGAGCUCGUCGCACCUCCUCGCCUCGCGCCUCUUCUCGGUCAAGAACCUCGUCGCCUUUGUCUCGGGCGGCGGUACUGGCAUCGGCCUCAUGGCUACCCAGGCGCUCGCGGCGAACGGUGCCAAGGUGUACAUCUGCGGCCGCAGGAAGGAGGCGCUCGACCGCGUCGUCGAGGUCUACUCGCCGCAGGUCGAGGGCCAGAUCAUCGCCCUGCCCGGCGACGUCACGAACAAGGACGACAUCAAGCGUCUCGCCGAGGAGAUCCGGCAGCGCGAGGGCGGGCUCCACAUCCUCGUCAACAACGCCGGCAUCUCGGGCGAGGUCACCAAGUUUGACGAGGAGAAGCCGUCGGCCGAGGUCCUGAGCGAGCGCCUCAUGAAGGAGCAGACGUUCGAGGGCUGGAACGAGGUCUUCCAGACCAACGUGUCGAGCAUGUUCUUCAUGACGGCGGCGAUGCUCCCGCUCCUCGCCAAGUUUACCAACGGCGGCGACGCUGCGGGCCGCGCCAUCUACGAGAACUUUGCCACGGGCGUCAUCAACAUCACCUCGAUCUCGGGCCUCGUCAAGGUCGCCCAGAACCACUUUGCCUACAACGCCUCGAAGGCCGCCGCUAACCACAUCCAGCGCAUGACGGCGACCGAGUUUGCCCACACUGGCAUCCGCUUCAACGCUAUUGCCCCUGGCGUCUAUCCCUCCGAGAUGACGGGCUCGGACUCGGACAGCAAGAACAAGACGUCGCUCGAGGGCAAGUUCGACCCGGCGUCUCUCGGCGUGCCUGCGGGUCGUGCGGGCAGCGAGGAGGACAUGGCGGGCACGAUCCUCUACCUCUCGUCGCGCGCCGGCCAGUACACGAACGGCGCCAUCAUCCCUGUCGACGGCGGCACGCUCCUCACGAACCCGUCGGCGUACUGAGCGUGACCGAGGCGAGGAGGCUGUACAAAGGCGAGGUGCAACGAGCGUCGUUUCGCAAGUCAGACUCGGAUCGGCUUGGGCUACUCUC